AUGACAGCACCCACGGUAUUCUGGCACCUUGCAUCCUCCGACCCACCCGUCAUAUCCCUGACCCUCCCGCCCAAGCUCUACUACGUCCGGCAUCGCAGUUCGCAAGCCUACGAAGCUGAAGAUGGCGGGUUCAUAUCCCGCGCGCCAGAACUGGACAUCCGCAACGAGGACGACCUGGAGAGGAACGCCAGACUGCACUUUGACUGGAAUAGCCGGGACUGGGAAUCCUGCUUCGUAUCGGCCUUUGGCGAUCAAGCGCACGCGGAAAAAUGGGCUCUCAGGCCCUGUUGCUUGAAGCCCGUCAAGGUGUACGAGCUGGACACGACCAAACUGCCGCCGGGAACGCUAGUCUUGAAUGUGUUUAUGCUGUGUGCGGCGCGGGGCAUUGUGUAUAAGUGGAAUGAGGGCAAGGAUGAGUAUCUGUUUUAUGGAGGCAUACCGGGGUUGUGUGUCGGGAGGAGCUGGGGGCCGGCAACGGGGGAGCGUCCUCCUGUGGAGUUUUGCAAGAUGGAGUUCCCGGACCAAUGGUUCAAAGUCAUAUAUGCAUCCGAACAAGCGCAAAGAAGACACAAGGCCCUGAUGGCUGCCUCCAACUGCGACAUGGAAACUCAGGAAUUUGGAGAGGAAGGAGAGCACCAGAAGCCCACUAAGAUGAAAUCAGUGGCCCAGUUAAGACUGGAACGGCGCGCCGAGCGCGAGGAAUUAAAGGGCAAGAAGGCAGCUGACGCUGAGCUCAGCGCCAACGCCCUUGAACCGGUACACGACACGGAUGUGGACGAACUAUCCGGGCAGAUGGGGUUGUUGGACCUCGAACCCGAAACAGAGGUCGACGCUCCCGAGAACGGCAAGACUGAGAGUCAAACCACCACGGCGACAGAAAUGACGACAGUGACGGCCGCGGUCAGCACUUCUACCGGUGCUGCUACUACACGCACACGUUUUUCGGCGUCCCAUUACCGGGAAGAAAGGAGAAGAAGACUGAAGGAAUUAGAGACUACAACUGAGGCUACAACCACCGACCGAGCCGGGGCCGACACCAAAGUCGUCAUUCGUUCUGCCGAUCUUGCUGCUAGAAUUGCAGCUCUACAAAAACUGAUUGCUCAGAGGAAGGCCAUGAGGGAGGCGCAGGCUGCGCAGAAGGCGGCAGAAGAGAGAGAGCGGGAAUCUUCGGGCGAUUGA
Molecule: messenger RNA, 1179 nt
Organism: Sordaria macrospora k-hell
Lineage: Eukaryota; Fungi; Ascomycota; Sordariomycetes; Sordariales; Sordariaceae
Source: RefSeq, a predicted model, not a curated record